Molecule: messenger RNA, 681 nt
Organism: Mycena indigotica
Lineage: Eukaryota; Fungi; Basidiomycota; Agaricomycetes; Agaricales; Mycenaceae
Exons: 5
Coding region: 1-681 (226 amino acids)
Source: RefSeq, a predicted model, not a curated record
AUGCUCACCCCAGCCGUUAUCGCAAUUCUGGCCUUUGGCGCCACCCAAAUCGCCUGCCAGUCCUCUACCUCUCUUUCGCCGGCCCAAAUCACGCAUUUCGUUACCGUGGCCAACAACUUGACUGCGACGAACGGUUCUGCCGUCUUCACUCCUGCAGUGGUCAACGCGUCGCUUGGUGAAACCGUUAUCUUCAAUUUUACCAACGGCACCCAUUCAGCGACACAAUCCACAUUUGAUGUCCCCUGCAGACCAGCACACGAGACAAACAUUACCAUUAAUGGCUUCGAUACAGGUCUUCGCCCCGCAAACAACGGCUCGUCGAGGACCGACUACCGCAUUAUCAUGAAUCCCGAUAUCGCCGACCGGCCGCUCUGGUUCUACGAUGAAGCGACCUGUGGAAUUGGGGGAGUGGGGGUUAUAAACGUUGGCAAUGUCACAGCAACAUGGCAGCCAUACGACGCCUUUGUGCGCAACGCUAUUCGGUUGAACGGAACGGGUACGGCAACCUCGUCAAUUCCAGCCCCCACGCGUUCGUCAACUUCGCCCGGUUCUUCUGGCUCCAACUCUGGUGGAUCUGGCUCAGGUUCGGGGGACACCACCAGCGCAGCUGCAGCCGUCUAUAUAUCAACUUGGGGCCUUACCCUCGGUCCACUUUUGCUUAUGGCGCUUGCCAGUGCUUGA